AUGAUUAUUAGUGAGGUUAAGAAGGUGAAUCUUAGAGAAUUAAAUCCAUAUUUGAAAGAUAGUGGGAGUGGUUAUCCAGACGGGUCUGAUGGAGUAAAGUCUGCGAGCCACCUUUUAUCAUCCGCAGUUGUUGGCGAUGGAGGUGCCAGCUGGAGGCUAAAAGCUUUGAAGAGAGCUCAAGAGCAAGCAGCUCGCGAGGGACGGAAGCUUGAGGAGGUGGUUGAAGAGCGUUGGGGUUCCAUGGGUCAAUUUGCAGCUUCUGUGGCUUCUCAUAGAGUUGCACCAACUCAUGCUCAUCUUCAUGCUACGAGAAAUAGGAAGAAAGAGUUAAUUGAAGAAGAAAGGACAGUCGUAAAUAAUGAAAAUAAUAAUUCUGCUGAGAAGAAUUCUGAUCGGAAAAGCACUGUGGGUGCUACCCCUCAGCAUCCUAGAAUGAGAGUGCCAAAAGUUCGAGAUUCUUUAUCAUGGGGGAAGUGCAGAAAUCGAAGUAUGUCAACUCAGGAUUCUGCUCUGGUCUCUGCUGCUAUGUCAAGCUUAAAUAGAUUUGAUAAUGAUGGAAGCUUCAUGCAUAAAUUUGUGCAUCAGAAGAAUGAUAAUUCUAUUGAUCUCAGUAUUUCUUCACGUUCUAAGUCUGAGGAAAGAGCAGAACCAAAAUCAGUUGGGUACGAAUCUGAGGAAUCUAAAGAAGAUGCGUCAAUUGUGAAGCCAGCGAUGAGUGCGAAUCAGUUGGCUGCAAAAGCCUUGCAACUCCAUAUGAAAGGAAAGCAUGAAGAAGCUGAAAAACUUUUGGUAGGAAUCAAUUUCAUCUUCUCUCCCUUUCACUUUAUGUUCAUUGAACAUCUUCUGCGUCUCAAUCACUUGCUGCUCUGGCUCUUAAAAGUACCUGAAAGCAUAAAUUACAUUACAUCUCUUUAUCUUCUUGUGGUUCUGGACACUUGUUUACCCAUAGGUCCAGCACUUCUUUGGUCCUGUAAUCUUGGACAUUCUUAUUUGGAUAGGAAAUAA
This is a messenger RNA of Fraxinus pennsylvanica, 1005 nucleotides long. The record is from the annotation of a GenBank genome assembly. NCBI's taxonomy places the organism in Eukaryota, Viridiplantae, Streptophyta, Magnoliopsida, Lamiales, Oleaceae.